UCGUCUGCUACCCAGUUAGUCCUGUCAAGAAGCGGUAGGUGGCAGACACUGCGUAUUUACAAACACCGUUAUAUACCUAUUGACAGAUCAAAAGAAGUAUGUUACUAUUUUUUAAGCGUCUCUACCCCCUAGACAAAACUUGUGAAAUGCUGAAAUGUAGCAACAAUUCGUCUGUUAAGAAUAUAUUGCCACAUGAAUCGUGCCAUGGUUGAAUUAAAAACUCCAGAAGUUCCAAUUCGUCCAUUGCAUUGCGGGGAAGCGACUUGUUCGAUGCAGUAAUGCCACCCAAGUCUUCCAUAAACUGAGAGUUAUUGCGUUUAUAUUUUGGCACUGAAAACAGUGGCUCACAAUCAGAAGGAUCCACUUAUUAAGAUCUCGGUCGUUAAUAGCGCACGAGAAAUCGAAGCAGUCGUUUAUAGACGCCGCAGUUUAGUAAUGAGCGAUCAGGACGUUGAUGAUGUCGCAUUCCUGACAGUAUCUGUUUCAGGUGAUAGCCAAACCGGCAUCAAUAAGAGGAGUCUUUAUGAGCAUAAUGGCGUUGCGGUCUGUUCCCAGAAGAGAGCCUUGUUAAUAGCAACAGUGGUAUUUGCGACGCUGUUCGUAAUUUCAUUAAUUAUAGCGUAUGCAGGCCCACAAAGCGAUUGCCCAUGUGCAGGGGAAAAACCUGAACAUAUGGAGAGUGAAGCCGCCCCCAAUACAACAAGUUCACCACUUCCUUUAUCAACAAAUGGCGAAGUAUUUCCUUGGAACAGUGUCAGGCUGCCUACAUUUGUACACCCCACACGCUACAGCAUCAGCAUACAUCCUAAUCUGACAACACUUGAUGUCAAAGGCCAAGUGAUUAUAGAAUUCACAGUUGAGAAAGAAACUCCAUUCAUUGUCUUCCAUAGUAAAAACUUGACACUAGCAGAGAAGCUGAUUGUGUUACAGAGCAUUCACUCCAGUGGACGUAACCAUCGUAUGGCAAUUUCCCGUCUGCUGGAGUAUCCAGCCGGUCAGCAAAUAUACCUUGAAGCCAGGGAUAAGUUCCGAAAAAAAGUUAAUUAUACGCUCAGCCUCAGGUUCACAUCACGUCUUUCUCGUGAGCUUGAAGGUUUCUACCUCAGCAGCUAUGUCACCAAGGAUGGCGAGAGAAAAUAUCUUGCAACAACUCACUUUGAGCCAACAUAUGCAAGAUCAGCAUUUCCAUGCUUUGAUGAACCACAGUUUAAAGCCCGCUUUAAAAUGUCAAUCUUCAGAGACAGGUUUCAUAUUGCUCUGUUCAAUAUGCCUGUUAAAACUACAGAAGAUGCUGGUUUUUAUAUGGGAACUGGAUUACUGAGAGAUGACUUUUGGGAGUCUGUUGAAAUGAGUACAUACCUCGUUGCCUUUGUUGUAUGUGAUUACGACUAUAUCAGCAGCAAGACAAACAGAAGAGAUAUUAAUGUAUCGGUAUAUGCUCCAAGGGAUUUGAUACCACAAGCAAAAUUUGCACUUAAGACUGCAACUGAUAUCAUGGAUUACUAUGAAGACUUUUUCAGAGUUCAGUACCCAUUACCUAAACAAGAUCUUAUUGCUAUCCCUGAUUUUGCUGCUGGAGCAAUGGAGAACUGGGGCCUGAUCACUUACCGUGAAACAUCCAUCCUCUAUGAUCCAGAUGAAACAUCUGCUCCUGCCCAUCAGUGGGUUGCAAUAGUAAUUGCACAUGAACUAGCCCACCAGUGGUUUGGCAACUUGGUAACAAUGAAAUGGUGGAAUGAUCUGUGGCUAAAUGAGGGAUUUGCCAGUUUUUUGGAAUACCUGGGUGUUGACCAUGUGAUGCCUGGGUGGAAGAUGAUGGAGCAAUUCAUUCUUGAUAAGACACAGCCUGCACUUAAUCUUGAUGCUCUUGCCAGCAGUCAUCCAAUUUCAGUUGACGUUCAUGACCCAGUUGAGAUAGAAGCCAUAUUUGAUACUAUCUCUUACAGCAAGGGUGCCUCAAUAUUGUACAUGCUGGAGAAGUUUUUACACCAAGAUGUUCUGAGGAAUGGACUUAAUGAUUACCUCAACACCCACAUGUAUGGCAACGCAGAGACAAAAGACCUCUGGAAUGUUCUGAGCAAGAAUGCCAACCAGUCUUUGGAAGUGAAGGCAAUCAUGGAUACCUGGACUAGGCAAAUGGGGUUUCCAUUAGUCACAGUUACCAAAAAAGAUGGUAUUGUGACAGCAACACAGAAGAGGUUUCUGCUUACAGCUAGCCUGGAGAAUGACAGUAAAAUAGCAUUAGAUGAAGGAAACUCACCCUUUGGUUACAAGUGGUAUGUGCCUCUCAGUUAUUAUACAGACAAGGAAGCAUCAGAAGUGCAUCAUGUUUGGAUGAAUCUCACUGAUGUGAAAUUUGAAGUCCCUUCAGAUGUGGAAUGGAUCAAAGUUAAUGUAAAUCAGUCUGGCUUCUAUAGAGUAAUGUAUGAGGAAUCAAUGUGGAUGUCUAUAAUCACCACACUUCAUGAAAACCACACAGUGUUCAGUCCUGCUGACAGAGCUAACCUCAUUGAUGAUGCUUUCACAUUAUGCAGAGCUGGAGUGCUGAAUGCAUCAAUUGCACUGGAGUUAUCUCUUUACCUAUUGAAGGAACAAGAUUAUGUACCAUGGGCAGCUGCAUUGGAGCAUUUUCAAUCCUGGAGUAAACGUUUGUCAGAAACAACAGCAUAUAAGCUCUUCCUCGAAUACCUGAAGCACCUUCUGGGACCAGUCACACGCUAUGUUGGCUGGGAAGACUCAGGCCCUCAUCUUCAAAAACUGAUGCGCUCAGAUGUUCUUGCAUCAGCAAUUUUAUGUGAUGUAAAAGAAACAGUGAAGGAAGCAACAGCAAAAUUCAGAGACUGGAUGAAUAAUGGCACACACAUCCCUCCCAAUCUAAGAGAAGUUGUCUAUGUUGCAGGGAUAAAGUAUGGUGGUGUAAAGGAAUGGCAAUAUUGUUGGCACAAAUACAACAGUACUGGAGUGCCAAGUGAGAGAAAGCUGCUGCUAAAGGCCCUAGGUGUCGCAUCAGAUCCAUGGAUUUUACAAAGAUUCUUGAUCCAGUCACUGGAUCGUAAUCUUGUUAGACCACAAGACAUCAAGGUCGUUCUGGCAGUAGUUGCUGCCAACCCUGAAGGAAGGCUUCUAGCAUGGCGCCAUCUCAAGGCACACUGGGAUCUCAUGAGAGCUACAUUUGGCAACGGCACAUUCACAUUAGGCAGCCUAAUAUCAGCAGUGACUUCACAUUUUGCAACUGAGUAUGACUAUCAAGAGGUUUCACAGUUCUUCAGUGACAUGAAUGUUGGUUCCGGAAGUCGUUCAUUGAUGCAGAGCCUUGAAACAAUCCAACUUAAUAUACACUGGGUAAAAAACAAUGAGGAUGACAUUUAUUCCUGGCUCAAAAAUUAUCUCAGUAGAUAAUACCUACACAAAUACGGACAUUAUUGCAAUGCCUAGGCAUUCUGGAUAAGUGACUCAAGGAUGGCCUUCCUUAAACUUUGUGAUUUUUGUCAACCUUGUGUAAUUUGUGCUGAUUGUUAUUAAAAAAUGUAAGUUUGUGAUAUCUGUCUAUAUGUUGUAUGUUUCUGUGUGAAUUUAAAUAUUUAAAUUAAUGUUACAGGUGAAAUGUUUAUGAAUGGUAGUUGUUUUUAUGUAAAAUUAAUUUGUAUGGUUGGAAAGUAUGGGGAGGAAAGGGGGAGGCAUGUGUAAACGUGAAUUUCAGGUUCUGUGUAGUAAAAUGUUGCUGUUGAUCGAUUGGUUACCAGUGACUGGUUGAUUUUAACACAUUCUAUCGGCUUUUCCAGGAAUGUAUUAUGUAUGCCUAGUAUGUUUAUACCACACCAGCAGCUUGUCCAAAAACUGAUAUUCAAAUCUGCUCUGUGUUCAUUUUACUGAUUUCUUACCAAAACUUAAGUCACAGUCUAAUAUUUCCUUCAAUCAAAAUUUUCUUCUUUUUUACUGUAAUUAUUUAUUUUCACAGACAGUGUACAUGUGAUACACCUUGUCAUGUGUUGGAUGAAUCACACAAGAAUGCUUUCUUGCAAUAACUAUCACUCUUUUUCUUGCAGUAAUUGAUUCUCUUUUGCAAAUAAAAAUUUUGUGCAUAAUGCUAAAAUGAGAAUAUUUAGAAUCAUUUCUACUGCAAACCUCAGGCAUGCACACUUCGAAUUGUUAGCAGCUUAUUUUUUUACGUACUUGUCAGUCUCAGGCAAGCUGUUUCCCUGUUUGUCUAUCACCUACCACUAUGAGUCCUCAACUAAUACAUUAGUGAUUAUAAUGCUCUCCCCUCCGAAUGCAAUAUGCUGGAAGCAUUUUUAUGUUAUGUAGUCUCCUGUUGGUUGUAAAACAUUAUUAUGCCUAAUUGGCUGAAACUACAGCAACUCGGCUGAAACUACAGAAACUCAGUUGCUGUCUCAGUAUUAUGAAUGGUGCAAAUAAAUUAAAAGUAUCUCGAUUACUUUUUGAGGCCUUAAGCUCACUUUUCACCACCGAACAUUUCAUCCACUAAGACAACCAUUACUGCUUGUUCCAAAAUGUAAUCUCUGUUGCCCAUAUUAUUAGCAAAAUAAAAUGUUUCAGAACAAAUAAGCAGUUAACAAGGUGAUUUCAAUGAAUUCUCAUUUUAUUACAAUUCAUAUAACUAAGAGACAACAUAAAAUAUGUUACUGCUUGUGUUGCCACCUGAAGUUUUGUGUGUAUCAGUUUCAAAGAUAUUAGAGUCUCAUGACUUUGUUCCUAAUGAGUGAUCUUGUUUCACAGGGUCCUAAUCACUUCUAUACAAACAACAUACUUAGAACUUUUUUAAUGCUGUAUUAAAAAUCUAUUCACAUCAUUCAGUAUCCAGUUAUCAAGGUCUCUUUACAUCACAGAGCUCAUAAUCCCUUAGCCCAGGGAAAUCACAUAAUGCCCAGGUAUCACUUGAAUAAAUAUGACAGCACUUUUGUUAUGACAGUACAUUAGAUUACAAUGAACUUAAAAAAUGUCUUCUGUAAGGUUGCCCUUUUUACUGUAUAUCACAUCAAAGGUUAUAUUUUACACUUCUCAGAGUAUAAUCUUAAUUCCAAGUAAGAUGCAGCAAUCCUUGUGUGUGGACCCUUGAAUGCCACUCAAAACUGUCUGAAUGAAUGUGAAACCAUUUCACUAACUGUGCCUUUGUGGUGAUGUUAAAGCAUGUUUUUCACUUCAAGGUCAUCUGUCACAAAUACUGAUCAAGCUGUGAUCUGUGCUUCAACGACCUUUGCAUGUUAACACAAAUCCAUUAUUCAUAUUGAUACAAACUACUUAAACGUGUGAUUUAUAUAUUUAUAAAGUGCAUUUAAAUGUUGUAGAGCUUAGUUAGUGCUGGAUGUGGUUUAACUACUUUAUACUGUUGGCUAUGGUAACACAAUGUGCAGUUUGCAAAAACAUGUUCCAUUUUUAUUGUGCUGCUUUAAUAAAAUCAGGUGUAACUACUUUAUACUGUGGUACAGGACACACAUUAUGAGCUGCCUAAUCUGAGGCCUAUGUACUUGUAUUUCCAUAACACAAACAUAAAAACUGGGAUCACAACAAAAUAUAAUCUACAUUAAGAAUUGAAAAAGGUCUUUUAAAGUUCUUUUGAGGUAACCAGACUGAUUUAACAUAAUCAAGAUUUUAUAACAUGAACAGGUAUUUACAAAAAUUUUAGAAAAAAAACUGCCAGUACAUAUUUUGCUAGGUGAAAGGAACUAUGUAGAAUGUGUUAGUCAUGAAAAUCUGCGUACUGGAUGUAUCAUUUUUAUCCUUUGAUGUAAACUGUACUGAAUAUUGAAGUAAAAAGAAUUUUUAUGAAUUUUAUUUAUCUUUAUGUAAAAUGAAGGAAAAUUUUGUAUGCUCUUCUCUGUCAAUUUUCUCUAGUAUGUUAAAAGUGGAAGCUUUGUUGUGGUUAGUCAGUAAGACAAUAUCUUACAAAAGCUCAAAUAGCUUUCAUUAUACCAAUUCUUACAUUUGUUCUCAAUACAAAUGCAUUAUUUAAUUUAAUCUGUAUAGUUCUGAGAAUUAAUAGCACUGUCUGUGUUGCAGGCUAUUUAUAUCUGUUCUCGUAAAUUUCUUCAUGCAUGGUGAGAUGUAAAUAUUGCAGAUUUUUCAUUGUUGCAUGUGAAUGUGUUCAUGAGUUGUAAAAUUUGUCUUGUAUUUUCUAAGGAGCUUAUAGGUUUUUUAUUAUUUAAUUUUGAAGAUACUGAAAAAUGUUUAUAUUAAUUUUGUACAAAAAUCUUUAUUUUCCAUACUAAUUUAACAUUAAGCUGUAUAUUUUGUACUGUCAGGCCCACUAUGAUCUUUACAUACUGUUAAUAGAAUGUAAUUCUGUACCCUAUUGUUAACAAUGAUAUGGUACAACAGCAUGGAGUUUUAACUUGUUUACCUUAUAGUACAAAAAUAAUCUGUUAUGCAGGAAGAAAAUGGGUGAGCAGCACCAUCUGUUAGUAUUACUGAAUGAAUAUCAUACAAACAGUGACAUAGCCAAAGACCGAUGUAAGAUUAAGAUUUAGUAAUUGUGUUUACACAACCUAUGGUUUGUAUUGCAAACAUGAACUAAAUGUAUAUGCUUUAUACAGUCAUAUAAUUAAUGUAUUUUGUAUAGUGUUGGAAAUAAAGAUGAUAUUUUUGUUAGUA
Schistocerca gregaria is the source of this 6609-nucleotide messenger RNA. RefSeq names its product glutamyl aminopeptidase-like. The record is from RefSeq and is a predicted model, not a curated record. Gene Ontology annotation, molecular function: metalloaminopeptidase activity; zinc ion binding; peptide binding. The transcript has 17 exons. The coding region runs from base 436 to 3399 and encodes 987 amino acids. Gene Ontology annotation, biological process: proteolysis; peptide catabolic process. Gene Ontology annotation, cellular component: cytoplasm. NCBI's taxonomy places the organism in Eukaryota, Metazoa, Arthropoda, Insecta, Orthoptera, Acrididae.